UGGCACGGGUAGUUGUUCAGAAACGCUCUGAAGUCGUGACUGCUGCUAGCUAACUAGCUAUAGACAUGAUGCCACACAAUACAAUCUAACAGCAGUAGUUCAGCUAAUACCUAAAACAAUUUGUGAAAUGACGCUGGAGUGUCUUGAUUUAACGCCUCGAUCACACCGACAGGGUCAAGCAUGUUGGGACACCAGAAAUACAUUCAUUUCCAAUGGAUCGCUGCAUUUGACUUGCUGCAUUGUGUUGGAGAGGCAGGUGCUGUGUGGUGCAUAGUGUAUGCGUCAAACUGAAUGCAGAGACGGCUUGACAGAGAUGGGAGCAGAAGGUGUUGGUAAGACCACCCUGGUCCAGAAGGCCUGUGACGUAAUGGUGUCUUCAGGUGUGUCUGUGGAGGGCUUCUACACCCAGGAGGUCAGGGAGGGGAGGCGCAGGGUCGGUUUCGACGUUGUCACGGUGACCGGACAGAGAGGACACUUGUCCAGAGUAAGAGAGAAGUCUGUAGCUUCACGUGGAGGGAGAGAGUACACUGUUGGACAGUAUGUAGUGGAUGUACCUUCGUUUGAGAACCUGGUUCUACCCCUCUUCAGAAACCUUAACUCUUCAUGCAGUAGCAACCGUCAGGUGUUUAUCAUAGAUGAGGUUGGUAAAAUGGAGCUGUUCAGCCAGGCGUUCAUCUGGUCAGUCAGACAGACCCUGGACUCUCCAGUCUUCUCUGUCCUGGGGACUAUACCCCUCCCUUCAGGAAAACCACUGGGUUUCAUGGAGGAGAUACGGACCAGGACGGACGUCACUGUCUUCACUGUCACCAAGGAGAACAGAGAUGUUAUAUUAACAGAGAUUGUGUCAGCUCUAAAGGACUGUCUCAAGCAAAGUGCCUAAGUAGGUGGAAGUUAUCCAAGGUCAGUGGAACAUCAUGGAAGGCAUUCAGAAAACACAGCAGCACUCUGAACUAGACCCUGAUGGACUAGACCGACCCUGAUGGACUAGACCGACCCUGAUGGACUAGACCGACCCUGAUGGACUAGACCGACCCUGAUGGACUAGACCGACCCUGAUGGACCAGACUGCCAGACUGACGGACCAGACUGCCAGACUGACCUGCCAGACUGACCCUGAUGGAUCAGACUGACCCUGGUGGAUGUUGGCCAGCGCUCUGUACCAUGUUCCAGGACUAGACUGUUAUAGCUAGUGCACUAACCCUUUUAUAAGUAUUCACCUUGUCAAACUGAGAACUGGCUUCAUGCAGUUUGACAUGGAUCACUAUUUAACAUGGAUCACAAUAAACCUGAUGGCUUAUUCAUGUUCACCAUGAAGAAACAACUACUUAAACAAUAAAGUUCUCUGGAUUGCCUCCUAAUCAAUGUAUAUUUCUUAUUGAAUUAAUUUGAGUACUGUACAAGCCUACCUGCAUCAACUGUUUUGGAACUGUAUGUAGUGAUGUGAGAGUUGAUUUGAUAAAACGUUGAUUUUGUUUCCACUUGAUAAAGUGAAUCCUUUCAGAUUA
Messenger RNA from Salmo salar (Atlantic salmon), 1505 nucleotides. It is a transcript of the gene ntpcr, whose product is annotated as nucleoside-triphosphatase, cancer-related. NCBI's taxonomy places the organism in Eukaryota, Metazoa, Chordata, Actinopteri, Salmoniformes, Salmonidae. The record is from RefSeq and is a predicted model, not a curated record. Gene Ontology annotation, molecular function: ATP hydrolysis activity.